GCGCGCAGCUGCGGAAGACAGCGGAGUGAAAGUAAAGUCGAGGCUGAUUCGGGCAGGAGUUCCUUGACUCAGUUCUGAGCUGAAGUGCCGAAUUGAAUCUGUCAGUAAACUUCAAAACAUUAAAACCUGUAUUAACAAUUUGGACGAGUUAAAGUGUGAAGAUGACGUUUGCAAGCGACAAGCUGUAUAAAGACUUCAUACAGAAGAUGUUGAGUCGUUUGGCUUCAACAAUCAAAGUUAGAGAAAUCAUACCUCACCUGCACUGCCUCACACUUACUGAUCGGGAGGAGAUAGAAGCCAAAAGAGAGGUUGCGGGAAACUACAAUGCUAUGCAAGUGCUGAUGGACUGUCUGCGCAGACGAGAAAACUGGCCUGAACAAUUUAUCAGAGCACUGAAUGAAAUUGAUCAACAGAGUCUGGCUAAUGAGAUCAGCGACGCUUAUGACAAAAUAAGAGGAAUCAAGCCCCAGAGAUCAACUCCUCCUGCUGCUGCUGCUGCUGCUGCAGCUUCAGGUCCUACUCCUGCUGCUUCUGUGGUCUCUCCACCUGCACCUGCACAUGUCCCCGCUCCUGCUGCUGCUACUCCACCUCCAGCUCCAUCUCCAGCACCAGCCCUAGUUACCACUGCAACAAUUCACAAUGUCCCACGCUCCACCCCUCCGCUGCUGACCCCUUCUCCAGAGGAACCCCCAGCUCCACCAGCUGCUUCUGCCCCUGCCCAAUCUCCCCCAGAGUCCCUUCCCAGAGUCGAUGCCCCAGGCCCUGCUGAAGCCUCUGUCUCAGUGUCAGCACCUGAAGCUCCAGCUCCCUCUCCUCCUAAACCAGCCCAGCCUGUUAAACCUUCACCACCAAUAUCAGCUCCCCCUGCACUGCCCCCUUCUGUAGUCUCUGCUCCUCAGGUGACCACUUCUCUUCAGCAAAAUCAAGUCUCUUUCCGCCCUGAAGCAACAACCUGUUUAGACUCCUCAAGUGACCUCACUCUUAGUGCAAUUUCCGAACCAUCUUCAGCUGCUGCUACUUCUCUUCCUACUAGUAUAAUAGCCACUUCCCCAUUCCAGCUUGACACUCCUGACACUUCUUCCCAGCCUCCUUCUUCGCCCGAAGAGAGCAAAACUCCCCUGGGAGUCACAGAAACCUCCGCCUCUGUGAAGCACCCCAUUCAGGACACCAGCCCUCCACAGAAAGUGGCUGUCUUAACCCAGGAUGUCAGCUCAACUGUCAGUCAGCGCAUGGAAACGUCACGCUCCACAGUGCCACCAAACUCCCAAGCUUCUGCAUCUUCCCCAGGAAUGGCACAGGUCUUACGCUCAGCAUCUCCCCCAGCUGUGGAAAGUGUGGAGUAUUUCAGCAAGCCUGGCAUUCUGAUGGGAGCAGAGCCUUCCUUAGCCAGUUCCGAUGAUCUUCAGAUAAGCCGUCCCCCCACAGAGAGUGCAGGAUCUUCACCACUGCAACCAGCCAGACCUGCACCAGUGUCCAGCCAUCUUCAGCACAGACAACAAUUACAGGAGCCUUGCUCAGUCACUUCCGACCAAUUAAUGUUGAGUAAUUCCACCACAAGCACUGCUGGCUCUUCAGUGUCACAACCUCCUACAGUAUCUCCUGAAAACCUGGUUCCAAACUCUACUCCUGAAGAAAAUAGCUUUUCAGAACAAGCUGUGUCGUCCUCUGAAAAUCAGCCUGUGGAGGACACCUAUGAGUCUUUCUGUCAGAGUUUGCAAGGGGAGCCUGUCACAAUGGUGCACGUCGGCCAGAUAAACGAGGAGCCAUCAAUCCUCAAUGGUCAACCUCCAAUUAUGAUGGGUAAUGCAGCUCACGCAAAUGAAAUCCAGUCAACCCUGAACCACAAUAGGCCAACUGAGAGUCCUCCUCAGUCUGUCAUCACCCAGACCACACAGAGAAAUAAAGUCUACACCAAUGAACAGGCAGGUGCCUGCCCAAAGCCAUCCACUCCUGCAUGUCAGGUGUCAGAAUUAAAUGCUUCAGGUCAGCCAGAGCAGAGUGAAGAGGCCCAAAGAGCAGUGCUCCUGUCUGACCCACGCUUUAUUGCAGCCACUGCAGCUGUUGGUGUGGCUGCUGCUGCCUUCAUGGCCUGGAAGCUCAAGCACUAACACUGCAGUGUGAACUCUAGAGUAAAACGACCCAUUAACUCUUUAUUGCCACCACUGCUGCCUUGGAACAGCAUCUAAGUAUCUCAACACAAAACCCUGCACUUAAACUGUAGUGCUUAAACUGUAAGUCUAUAGAAGCCUAGCUUUAUUUAUUACCACAUUUUAUUAUAGAAUAAGUAACAGCCAAUGUUUUAUGAUAACGGAUUUUCUGAAAUCAGCAUCGUACCUGUUGAGAAGAUGUAUAGAGAUAAUAAUCAGCUAAUCAAGCCAACCAACCUGGACUAUCGCUCUGGAGUCAGGUUUGCUAGACACAUGUGCAGUCAGUAAAAUUAAUAUUCUUGUCUUCUACACAUUUAGGCAUUGGGUCAAUAUCAAUAUAAUGUGCCUCUAUGUCCAAAACAUACAGCUCACUUCAGUUUCUGAAUCAGUUUCUCUGAUUUUACUAUUUAUAGGUAUGUUUAAAUAAAAUGAGCAUUGUUGCUUUAUUGUAUAAAUUACGAACAACAUUCCUAAAAAAUUCUAAAUGAAAAUAGUGUGAUUUAAAGCAUUUAUUUGCAGAAAAUGAGAAAUGGCUGAAAUAACAAAAAAGAUGCAGAGCUUUUAGACCUCAAAUAAUGCAAAGAAAACAAGUUCAUAUUUACAGAGAUUUAAUCAAUAUUUGGUAAAAUAACCCUGUUUUUUAAUCACAGUUUUAUGCAUCUUGGCAUGUUCUCUUCCACCAGUCUUACACACUGCUUUUGGAUAACUUUAUGCCACUUCCGCUAUAAAAAUCCAAGCAGUUCAGCUUGGUUUGAGGGCUUGUGAUCGUCCAUCCUCCUCUUGAUUAUAUUCCAGAGGUUUUAAAUUUGGUCUCUUAUUUUUUUCUAGAGCUGUAUUUGUUUGAAAUUCAUACAAACUCGGUGUAAGAGUACAUUGAUGAAUGUAACUUGAAGCCAUUAUUACAACUGUAGAGGAAUGUUAACCUUCAUUUCUAAGUACAAUUUUUACAUUUUAAGUGGCAAAAUAUUUUUUUAAACAAAAGUAUAUUUUCUUAAAGAUUUUAAUAUUUUAAAAGUAAUUUAGCCAUUUCAUUUUCAACUGUCAUGAUAAAAUAUCAAGGCAAUAAAGUAAUUUUAGGUCAUCCGUGUUUUUGUCAGCAAUUUUUGCUAAAUUUCUAUACCCGGCAUGUAUGACAGGAAAUACCUAAAUUGAAAAUUAAAAGCUGUAAAAUAAGAUUUAUGUAUAGACUUUCUUUCUAGUUCUCUGAAAUAUUAUAAGUAUGAUAAAUAAUCAAAAUAAUUAAAAAUCCUAAGUUAUUAUUUUUUUGUUUUGCGGGCCAAAAGGCACAAUAUUCUGAUAAUAACCCCAUUGCUGUGUCCAUUGCAAGCUUCCUGUCUGCUGUUUUGCAAAAUUUGUACAGUUUCUGCAGUUGCACUGAAUUGAACUUUAGUCUUAACUGUUUUACCAAGCGUCACUGUUUAGCUUUGUAGAAAUGUUUUCUUGUGAUCCAUGUCUGGAGGCAAGGACUGUGCACCUAUUCUAUGAGCUCAACAAAACCUGCAUGUGGAGCCAUUUAGCAUCCUAAUAGAGGGAACCUUCAGAUGCCAGGAAAAACCUGUAGAUGUUGUUAGUGUACGUCAUCCUAAGGUGGGGAAUACUGCUUUGAACCAAAGCAUGAAGGCAGGGUAUAUCCGAAGGGUAGGGCCAGUAGCCGAUGCAGCUUGAGUUAAUUAAAUACAUUGUAAUAUGUACAUCUGUAACACACAUGUUAUUUUUGCAAUAUAAGGCUGGGCAAUCUUAGGAUAUUUAUAGCUAUCAUGGAAAAAAAACAUGCUUUUCUGAGCAUAAUCUGAAUAGUAGAACACUGGCAGAACACUGUGUUCUUUGUUCAUUUUUGUAAUUAAUAUUUCUAGUAUGAUUUCAGUCAUAAUUCCCAUACAAUACUCAUCACACACAGUAUAUUCAAGUUAAAUUGACUAAAUAUGUGUUUUAAAAUGUGUAGCGUGCCUUUGUUUGCCAACCUUGCAGAAGCAUAGUUUAAAUUCUGUACUGCAGAACCAGCUGUAAACUGACUUUCUUAUAAGGUGCACUUUUGUAACAAAAUGUUCUUAUUGUGUUGUUUGUAUUUUUUUGCCCAAAGUCUUUAGAAGAACUUUAAUUCCAAAGAGAAGUAAGGUUAUUGUGGUCUUAACACCACAGAGCUUGCUUAGCAAGAUCAGAAAACGUUGCGCAGUGCAUUUUAUGUGUAAAGAACAAAAGCCAAGUAUUAGAUGAACUAUGUGGGGCUUAUAAGCCUUUUAAUGAGAGAUUUAUUUAUCAAGUGCUGAGAGUUCAUGUAUCAUUUAACUGAAUGUGUGUUAAAAGUCUUAUUUUAUAUAUGCUUGGUUCAGAUGUGUAUUAUAUCGUUACGUUUUAGGCCCAAUCUUCUGAUUUCUGUAGCUUAUGUAAAUAUAUAAACAUCAGCACUUUAAUUGGGAACUUCUGUUUGUUCUAUUAGAGUCAUGCCUGAGUUUUAAUGCUUCAGUGUAGGCCGGAAUAUGUAUUGCCUUCUUCCCAUUGAAACUCUUGUAAACAAUGGAAAAUGGAUUAAAUAAAGUCUGUUAAUUAAAA
Messenger RNA from Astyanax mexicanus (Mexican tetra), 4697 nucleotides. RefSeq names its product mitochondrial antiviral signaling protein (gene mavs). NCBI's taxonomy places the organism in Eukaryota, Metazoa, Chordata, Actinopteri, Characiformes, Acestrorhamphidae. The record is from RefSeq and is a predicted model, not a curated record. The coding region runs from base 162 to 2108 and encodes 648 amino acids. The transcript has 6 exons.